AUACUUUUGCACUUUUACUUUAUAAAAACAAUCAAUGCAAAAGUCAAUUUUCUUUUUGAUGGGUCUGUGGGAUUACCCGGUGUUUCUUUUUCUGCAGAAUCUAAAUAUAAGUCGGUGACAAAUAGUCCAAAUACAGUAGCAACCCAACUGUGAUGUGGGGGUGGUGCUGAGAGAACAGCUCCAGAAGUCUCCUCCUUCCUCUCUGUUGGAUCCGGAGUGAGCCAGGAGAAGGUCGCCUCUCUCAGCUCUCUGUCUGUCUCCAGAUUACCAUGAAGAGACAAAACGCCCGGACUCUCGCCCUCAUCAUCAGCAUCCUCACCUACCUGGUGGUCGGAGCGGCCGUGUUCGAGACUCUGGAGUCCAGACAGGAGAAGAGCCACAAGAGGAAGCUGGACGCCAGGAAGUACGAACUCAUGCGCAAAUACAACUUAACCAAAGAGAACUUCGAGGAGCUGGAGCACACAGUCCUGCAGCUCAAACCGCACAAAGCUGGAGUCCAGUGGAAGUUUGCUGGCUCCUUUUACUUCGCCAUCACUGUGAUUACCACCAUAGGUUACGGCCAUGCGGCGCCCAGCACCGACUCAGGAAAAGUGUUCUGCAUGUUCUACGCCCUCCUGGGGAUCCCGCUCACCCUGGUCAUGUUCCAGAGCCUGGGUGAGCGGAUCAACACGUUCGUCAGGUACCUGCUGCACCAAGCCAAGAAGUGCCUGGGAAUGCGUCACACCGAGGUCUCCAUGGCAAACAUGGUGACGGUGGGCUUCUUCUCCUGCAUGAGCACCCUGUGCGUGGGGGCCGUGGCGUUCUCCCACUGCGAGGGAUGGAGCUUCCUCCACGCCUACUACUACUGCUUCAUCACGCUCACCACCAUCGGGUUCGGAGACUACGUGGCCCUGCAGAGGGACGACGCGCUGCAGAACGACCCUCGGUACGUGGCCUUCUGCUUCGUCUACAUCCUGAUGGGCCUGACGGUGAUUGGGGCGUUCCUGAACCUGGUGGUGCUCCGCUUCCUGACCAUGAACACCGAGGACGAGCGCAGGGACGCCAAGCAGAGGGCCCUGAUGUCCGUCGGCAAGCCCAGAGGAGAGGUGGCUCGCCUGCUACCGAUCUCAGCCUCGACCUCGUCCACACCCGUAGCAGACGACGCCACAAAGGCUAGAGAUUUAAAAGGCGUCUACACCGAGGUGCUGCAUUUCCAGACUAUAUGCUCCUGCUUGUGGUACAGGAGCAAGGAGAAGCUGCAGGGCUCCAUACCCACCAUGAUCCCUCAGGAGCUCACGUUCUCCGAUGCCUACAUGCAGCAGAACAGUAGCUGUCCUCACUACAUGGAGCCCGGAUCAUCAGGCUGCGUUUGCAGUCCGCGCCAGUGCUCGAGCAUAAGCUCCAUAACAACGGGCCUACGCAUUUUCUCCCCGUUCAGGGUGUUUAAGAGACGCAGCUCCGUCUAGCCUUUCAAUAGAUUUCAGUAACAGACACUGUGCAGUCCUCACAGCAAAGACGUGACUGCCGAAGUUUGUGGUGCUAUAAUCCCAGUAAACAGUAGGGGAAAAAAGCAUAGAGUACUGUAAAGUCUUACUCAAAUAUGUGUUUGAGAAGGCGCCGCACCUAAUGUUUUGACUUGAGGUCUUAUCAUGCAUGAAGUGAUCUGGGUCACUACCUGUGUACACGUGGUGUACACAGAUCGCAGGUGAGAGCAGAGCGGCAGAACAGGUGCUGCUGGGAGGAGAUUCAGAUCGAGUCAGCUGAGCAACGGCAUGAUGAAGUGGCGAGAUAAAAUAACUGACAUCUCGUAGAUAACAGCUCUGCAGUGAAUUCCAAUUUUUGUUAAAGCAGCAGUAGGCAGAAUAUUUUAGGCAUCAUUGGGCAAAAAAUCCAUAAUAACCUUUCAGCAUAUUGUAAUUCAAGUGUUCUGAAAGAGACUUCUG
Messenger RNA from Sebastes umbrosus (honeycomb rockfish), 1922 nucleotides. RefSeq names its product potassium channel, subfamily K, member 3b (gene kcnk3b). The coding region runs from base 270 to 1445 and encodes 391 amino acids. The transcript has 2 exons. Gene Ontology annotation, biological process: potassium ion transmembrane transport; stabilization of membrane potential. Gene Ontology annotation, cellular component: membrane. The record is from RefSeq and is a predicted model, not a curated record. Gene Ontology annotation, molecular function: potassium ion leak channel activity; open rectifier potassium channel activity. NCBI's taxonomy places the organism in Eukaryota, Metazoa, Chordata, Actinopteri, Perciformes, Sebastidae.